Messenger RNA from Pelobates cultripes (western spadefoot toad), 346 nucleotides. The record is from the annotation of a GenBank genome assembly. Lineage: Eukaryota; Metazoa; Chordata; Amphibia; Anura; Pelobatidae.
ACGAACCGCGAAGAUGUAACUCUCGUAGGCACCCAAGCCAAACUAUAUCACUACACAACACGUAGGACAAACAAAGAGCAACAUGGAAGGGAGGGCGAACGACAGAGAAAGGCCAAGAAAUCGCAAGGGAAACAUACAGGCACCGUAUCAACAGACUCAAGAGAGAUAGAAUGUGGUAGCAAUACCAGGAGACGUGACGAGCCGAAGGACCGGAUGUCGGACACAAUUGCCCCCCGAGGAAGAUACUUCCUCUAUGCUCCUCAUGCUAGUCAUUACCCGCUUCUGCCUACAAUAACCAGAACAAGCCACACACAGGACUUAGGACACAACAAGCAGCACAGAACCU